This is a messenger RNA of Rana temporaria (common frog), 3129 nucleotides long. It is a transcript of the gene PSMD1, whose product is annotated as proteasome 26S subunit, non-ATPase 1. Gene Ontology annotation, cellular component: nucleus; proteasome storage granule; proteasome complex. Bases 103 to 2958 code for a protein of 951 amino acids. NCBI's taxonomy places the organism in Eukaryota, Metazoa, Chordata, Amphibia, Anura, Ranidae. The record is from RefSeq and is a predicted model, not a curated record. Gene Ontology annotation, biological process: proteasome-mediated ubiquitin-dependent protein catabolic process; regulation of protein catabolic process. Gene Ontology annotation, molecular function: enzyme regulator activity. The transcript has 25 exons.
CUAGUGACGUGAAUUGUGCGCCGGACGCUGCCCAUGAUACAGGGAUUUGUGGAACAAUUUACCAGGUGAUCGAGGAAACGGGAAGAAGACAUUGCAAGCACCAUGAUCACCUCGGCGGCGGGUAUUCUUUCCCUUCUUGAUGAAGAUGAACCUCAACUCAAGGAGUUUGCCUUGCACAAGUUGAAUUCCGUUGUCAAUGAUUUUUGGGCAGAGAUAUCUGAAUCUGUGGAUAAAAUAGAGGUGCUUUAUGAAGAUGAGAGUUUCAGAAGCAGGCAGUUUGCUGCCCUUGUUGCAUCCAAAGUGUUCUAUCACCUUGGGGCUUUUGAAGAAUCCCUUAACUAUGCUCUGGGUGCUGGAGAUCUGUUUAAUGUCAAUGACAAUUCUGAGUAUGUGGAGACUAUUAUAGCAAAAUGCAUUGACCAUUACACCAAGCAGUGUGUCGAGAAUGCUGAUCUCGCAGAAGGAGAGAAGAAACCUAUAGAUGAACGCUUAGAAGGGAUUGUUAACAAAAUGUUCCAGCGCUGCCUUGAUGAUCACAAAUACAAACAGGCCAUUGGUAUUGCAUUAGAAACUCGUCGACUGGAUGUCUUUCAGAAAACCAUUUUAGAAUCGAAUGAUGUUCCUGGAAUGCUUGCAUACAGCUUAAAGGUCUGCAUGUCAUUAAUGCAGAACAAACAGUUUAGAAAUAAAGUCCUAAGGGUCUUGGUGCAGAUCUACAUGAACCUGGAGAAGCCUGACUUUAUCAAUGUGUGCCAGUGCCUCAUUUUCCUAGAUGACCCCCAAGCUGUUAGUGAUAUACUGGAAAAGCUGGUGAAGGAGGAGAACCUGCUCAUGGCUUACCAGAUAUGCUUUGACUUAUAUGAGAGUGCUAGUCAACAGUUCCUGUCUUCAGUCAUACAGAAUCUUCGUACAGUUGGAGCCCCUAUUCCUUCAGUUCCAGGUUCUACCAACACUGGCACAGUUCCCAGUGUUGCCAAAGAAAGUGAACCAAUGGAAACGGAGGACAAAGCUGGCAGCACAGCAGGCAGCAAAUCAACUGAUGCGAGUCCAGAGCCUAAAGACCAGAUUUCAAAAAUGAUAAAAAUCUUGAGUGGAGAGAUGGCUAUAGAGCUAAACUUGCAAUUCUUGAUACGGAACAACAACACAGACUUAAUGAUCCUAAAGAACACCAAGGAUGCUGUGAGGAAUUCUGUGUGUCAUACGGCUACUGUAAUAGCAAAUUCUUUUAUGCAUUGUGGCACCACCAGCGACCAGUUCCUCAGAGAUAAUUUAGAAUGGUUAGCAAGAGCCACAAAUUGGGCAAAAUUCACAGCAACAGCUAGUCUGGGAGUUAUCCACAAGGGACAUGAAAAGGAGGCACUACAGCUUAUGGCUACUUAUUUGCCGAAGGACACAUCACCUGGUUCCGCGUACCAGGAAGGGGGAGGCUUGUAUGCUUUGGGACUUAUUCAUGCCAACCAUGGAGGUGACAUAAUAGACUAUCUACUUAACCAAUUAAAGAAUGCAAGCAAUGAUAUUGUCCGGCACGGUGGCUGUCUAGGGUUGGGCUUGGCAGCAAUGGGCACUGCACGCCAAGAUGUCUAUGAUCUUCUCAAAACAAACUUGUACCAGGAUGAUGCAGUGACAGGGGAGGCUGCGGGCCUGGCACUUGGCUUGGUGAUGCUUGGGUCUAAGAAUGCCCAGGCCAUUGAAGACAUGGUUGGAUAUGCUCAGGAGACACAACAUGAAAAAAUCCUACGAGGGCUUGCUGUAGGCAUUGCCCUGGUUAUGUAUGGCCGUAUGGAGGAGGCUGAUGCUCUGAUUGAGAGUCUUUGCAGGGACAAGGACCCAAUCUUGCGUCGCUCUGGCAUGUACACAGUAGCUAUGGCAUAUUGUGGAUCAGGAAAUAAUAAAGCUAUUCGUCGCUUGCUCCAUGUUGCUGUCAGUGAUGUAAAUGAUGAUGUAAGGAGGGCAGCUGUGGAGUCUCUUGGCUUCAUUCUGUUCAGAACACCUGAACAAUGCCCAAGUGUAGUAUCAUUGCUGUCUGAAAGCUACAAUCCUCAUGUGCGGUAUGGAGCAGCCAUGGCUUUGGGUAUCUGCUGCUCUGGUACUGGCAAUAAGGAAGCCAUUAACCUACUUGAACCAAUGACAAAUGACCCAGUGAAUUAUGUGCGUCAAGGUGCGCUGAUCUCCUCUGCUUUGAUCAUGAUUCAGCAGACAGAAGUUACUUGUCCAAAGGUUAGCCAGUUUCGACAGUUGUAUUCCAAAGUGAUUAAUGACAAGCACGAUGAUGUCAUGGCAAAGUUUGGCGCUAUACUGGCUCAAGGAAUCCUUGAUGCAGGUGGACACAAUGUUACCAUUUCACUGCAGUCUCGCACUGGCCACACUCACAUGCCAUCAGUGGUAGGAGUUUUGGUGUUCACUCAGUUCUGGUUUUGGUUCCCCCUUUCGCACUUCCUUUCUUUAUCUUUUACUCCAACCUCUGUCAUCGGCCUGAAUAAAGACCUAAAGAUGCCUAAAGUUCAGUACAGGUCAAAUUGCAAGCCCUCGACAUUUGCCUACCCAGCUCCUCUUGAGGUACCCAAAGAAAAAGAAAAGGAGAAGGUAUCCACUGCCGUCCUGUCCAUAACAGCUAAAGCAAAGAAGAAGGAGAAAGAAAAGGAAAAGAAAGAGGAGGAAAAAAUGGAAGUGGAUGAAACCGAGAAAAAAGAAGAGAAAAAGAAGGAGCCAGAGCCAAACUUUCAGUUACUGGAAAACCCAGCUCGGGUAAUGCCAGCUCAGCUCAAAGUUCUUACUAUGCCAGAGAGCUCCCGUUACCAACCUUUUAAGCCUCUAUCGAAUGGCGGUAUAAUAAUCCUUAGAGACACUAGUGAGGAGGAAGAACAGUUGGUGGAACCUGUUGCUGCUCAUGGUCCUAAAAUCGAAGAGGAAGAGCAGGAACCAGAGCCUCCAGAACCAUUUGAAUACAUUGAUGACUAAAAGCUUCUUGUGGAUUAAUGUAUGGUGAUAGAAUAAGUGCCACCACCAGGAACACCUUCAGGGCUGCAUGUUGACUGUCAUGCUGUUCUGUUCUACUCCUAAUAUAGAGGAGCCGUGGAUCCAAUGUUACUGUCUGGAGUGCUCGGUUUUCAAAUAAAAUUCAGAAAACUA